Ipomoea nil (Japanese morning glory) is the source of this 3186-nucleotide messenger RNA. RefSeq lists its product as uncharacterized. Lineage: Eukaryota; Viridiplantae; Streptophyta; Magnoliopsida; Solanales; Convolvulaceae. The transcript is spliced from 4 exons. The record is from RefSeq and is a predicted model, not a curated record. The coding region runs from base 1 to 3186 and encodes 1061 amino acids.
AUGCAUUUGCGCCAAAAUGGUAUAGACACGGGUUACACACGUUGGAUAUUCCAUGGAGAGCCACCAAUUUUUCAAGAAUCAGUUAUAAAUGAUUUUCAUAUUGAGGAUGAUGAUUUAAGUGAGGAACACAUAGAUGGAGUCCAAGAGUUCUUAAAUGAUUAUGAAAAUUUUGUGGACUUCAACUCUCAUUCAAAUCCCAAUAUAAAAAGUAGUUGUGAAGUUGAUGGUUUUGAGAACAUGUUGAGGGAAGCAAAACAAGAAUUAUAUCCAGGUUGCACUAAAUUCUCAAAAUUGUCUUUAACGGUGAAGUUGCUUCAUUUGAAAGUGUAUAAUAAAUGGAGUAAUAAAUCGUUUGACAUGUUGCUUGAAUUACUAAGUGAAUGCUUACCUGAUGGAAAUACACUUCCACGUUCUCACUAUGAGUCUAAAGCUAUGCUUCGUAGUUUGGGAUUGGGAUAUAUAAAUAUUCAUGCAUGCAAAUAUGAUUGUGUGUUAUUUUGGAAGGAAUUAGAGAAGCAUGAGUUUUGUCCUAUUUGUGGUACUUCUAGAUGGAAAGUUAAGGAUGGUAAAGGAAAGAAUCUUCCUCAUAAAAUAUUGAGAUACUUUCCACUAAAACCUAGGCUUCAAAGAUUUUUUAUGUCAAAAAAAACAGCAAAAGAUAUGAGAUGGCAUAAAGAAAGACGAAUUGAUGAUGGUGAAUAUUUGCGUCAUCCGGCCGAUUCUAAGGCUUGGAAGGAUUUUGAUCAAGAGUUUCCAUGGUUUGCUAAUGAUGCACAAAAUGUUAGGCUUGGUUUAGCUUCGGAUGGAUUCAACCCAUUUGGUAAUAUGGAUAACUCUUAUAGCAUGUGGCCUGUUAUAUUAAUCCCUUAUAAUUUACCGCCAUGGAUGUGUAUGAAGGAUCCAUUCUUUAUGCUAACAUUACUUAUACCUGGCCCUAAAGCACCUGGAAGAGAUAUUGAUGUUUAUUUGCAACCUUUAAUUGAAGAUCUCAUAGAACUAUGGGAAAUAGGUGUGACAACAUAUGAUGCUUGUUCUUUAACAAAUUUUCAAUUACAUGCUUCUAUCCUGUGGACUAUAAAUGAUUUUCCAGCUUAUGGCAACUUGUCUGGAUGGUCUACUAAAGGAUACAUGGCUUGCCCAGUUUGCAAUGAUGACCCAUGUUCUGUUAGAUUAAGGAGUAAGUUGGGAUAUAUAGGCCAUCGUCGUUUCUUGCCCACUAAUCACACAUGGAGGCGAAGCAAGAAGUUUAAUGGGAAAGUGGAGAGUCGAAGUGCCCCUUUGGAGUUAUCAGGUGAGGAUGUGUUAAGGCAACUACAUGAAAUAAGUGACAGUCCAUUUGGUAAGCAUCCAAACAAAAGAAAAAGGAAACGAAAUCUUGAAGACCUUAACUGGUGUAAAAAAAGUAUAUUCUUCAAGCUGCCUUAUUGGGAAAAAUUGAAAUUAAGGCACAAUCUUGAUGUUAUGCAUAUUGAGAAAAACAUAUGUGAUAAUAUCAUUGGAACUUUGCUAAAUAUUGAUGGAAAAAAUAAGGACACUUUGAAAGCAAGACAAGAUUUAGAUGAUAUGAAUAGUAGGAAGGAAUUGCAUUUGGUUAAGAAAUCAAAUGGAUCAUAUGAAGUUCCACAUCCAUGUUAUAUGUUGACAAGAGAAGAGAGAUUGAAAUUUGCAGAAUUUUUGAAGUCUAUUAAGUUUCCAGAUGGUUAUGCUUCUAAUAUCUCUAGGUGUGUGAAUGCUGAUGGUAAACUUAUGGGUUUAAAAAGCCAUGACUGCCAUGUUUUAUUACAAAGAGUAUUACCUGUUGGAGUGCGUGGAAGCUUAGAAAAAGAAGUUACCACUGUGUUAUCUGAAUUAGGGGAUUUCUUUAGGAAGUUGUGUUGUAAGACCUUAAAGCUGGCAGAUUUAGAUGUCCUACGCAAUGAUAUUGUUAUCAUACUUUGUAAGUUAGAGAUGAUUUAUCCACCGGCUUUCUUCGAUGUCAUGGUACAUCUAGCAAUUCACCUUCCACAAGAAGCUGCCCUAGGUGGACCAGUACAAUUUAGAUGGAUGUUUAUGAUUGAAAGGUUCUUAGGCUCACUUAAACAUUAUGUGAGAAAUAAAGCUCAUCCAGAAGGAUCAAUUGCUGAGGGUUAUGUUGCAAAUGAAUGCUUGACUUUUCUUUCUCUAUACCUUAAUGGAGUAGAGACUCGUUUCAACAAACCAGAUAGAAAUAAUGAUAGACAAGAAACACAUGAUGGGUUGUCAAUAUUUUCACAUAAGGUUCUUCCGUUUGGUGCUUGGAAAUAUGAAAAAUUAACCAAGGAAGAACUUAAUAAGGUUGAAUGUGAACACAUUGGUUUACUUGAGAAGGGAAGUUUGACUAAUGUCAAUGACAGACAUAAGAGGGAGUUCCCAAAGUGGUUUAGGGAGAAGGUAUUCCAAUUACAUAAUGCACAUGCAACUAAAGCUAUGGAUGACUUAUACUCACUAGCUUGUGGACCUCAACUGUGUGUUCGAAAAUAUGCAUCUUGCAUAGUGAAUGGAGUUAGAUUUCAUACAAAAGAUCGUGAUAGUCGUCAUAAAACUCAAAAUUGUGGAAUUUCUGUGCAAGGAAAUCAUGGGAAUGAAUUGAUUGAUUUUUAUGGUGUGUUAAACGAUGUAAUUGAGUUGGAAUACAUUAAAGGAUACCGCAUUGUUCUUUUCAAAUGUGAUUGGUUUGAUAUUGGAAAAAGGUCAUGCAUUCAACAUGAUGGGAUAUAUACUAGCAUUAAAGUUUCAAGCUUUUGGUAUAAAAAUGAUCUAUAUGUUUUAGCUUCUCAAGCAAAGCAAGUCUUCUACCUAAAUGAUCCAAAGUUUGGAUUAAAUUGGCGAGUUGUUCAACAAUUUCAGCAUAGACAUAUUUAUGAUGAAAAUGAAGUUGAUAGUAUACCAGAUGAUAAAGAUGACACACUUGAUAAUAAUGAUGUUUAUCAAGACAAUGAGAUGGUAUCUAGUAAUGGCAUAACUGUUGGACUAUGUGAUGACAUUUCUACAUCCUUGCAUAGAGUAGAUGUAGAAUCACACAUUGUGGAAGCUAUUAUUGUGCCAUCCGAAAGAAUUGAAGCUGAAGAAGAUUUUGUAAUAUCAGAUGAUGAAGAUGAAUCUCCUAUUGAGUAUGAUAGUAAUGAGGAAGAAAUGAAUGAUGAUUCUGAUGAAAUUGAAGAUUCAUAA